CACAAUGGAACACUUAUUCGGUUUGUCCCAUGAGUCAUGAUCACUUCCUCCUCUCGUUGCUGCACCAGCAACCUUGGACAUGGACUUGAAGCUCACUCUCUACGGUUCCAUUCCAAACCAGUUAGGACAAGGCUUCUAUUUCUCAGAGUCCAAUUUCAGGGCAUUGCACUUUCCUCAAUCAGAACCACCCCUUCUAAACCCACUUGCCACUUCAACACUUACAACGCCAAAGAUGGAAACUUUAGGCAAGAAGAUGAAGAGGGUGAACGUGAGGUGCAUUGUGAGGUUCAAGUAAUAUCGUGGAGGGAACGCAGAGUUAAUGGCCAAAUCUACGUCAAUGCUGACACUGAAUCCCUUUGGAACGCUCUCACAGAUUAUGAACAUCUCGCUGAUUUCAUACCCAAUCUUGUGUCCAGUGGGCGAAUUCCUUGUCCAUAUCCCGGAAGGAUAUGGUUAGAGCAAAGGGGUUUCCAAAGGGCAAUGUAUUGGCAUAUAGAAGCUCGUGUUGUGUUGGAUCUUCAAGAAUUCAUCAAUUCAGCAUGGGAUCGAGAACUUCACUUUUCCAUGGUUGAUGGGGACUUUAAGAAGUUCGAUGGCAAAUGGUCCGUAAAAUCUGGAACAAGAUCGUCAACAGCUAUUUUAUCUUAUGAAGUUAACGUGAUACCGAGAUUGAACUUCCCAGCUAUUUUCUUGGAAAGGAUUAUCAGAUCUGAUCUUCCUGUGAACCUUCGAGCUUUGGCUUACAGAGCUGAAAGGAUUUUUGCGGGAAAUCAUAAACUUCCACUGCCAGAAAAUCACUUGUACAAAACUUCUGUGGCUAUUAAUGGGUUACCUGUCAAAAUAAUAAAUGGUUCUUUGUGCGAAAGUGAUAAGUUGCCUCCUGCAGAGAGCAAAAAUGAAUUUGCCAGCUCAGUUUCUGGUUCCAUGCCCACAUCUUCCAGUGAGGUGAGCAGCAACUGGGGUGUAUUUGGAAAAGUUUGCAGACUUGACAGACGUUGCAUGGUGGAUGAAGUUCAUCUCCGCAGAUUUGAUGGACUUCUGGAAAAUGGAGGUGUUCAUCGCUGUGUUGUUGCAAGCAUAACAGUGAAAGCUCCUGUACAUUUAGUAUGGAACAUUAUGACUGCCUAUGAGACUCUUCCUGAGGUAGUUCCAAAUUUAGCAAUCAGUAAGAUUUUAUCACGAGAUAACAAUAAAGUCCGCAUUCUUCAGGAGGGGUGUAAAGGCCUUCUUUAUAUGGUGCUCCAUGCUCGUGUUGUGUUAGACUUGUGUGAACAUCUAGAACAGGAGAUCAGUUUUGAACAGGUUGAAGGGGACUUCGAUUCAUUCCAGGGAAAAUGGAUUUUUGAGCAAUUAGGAAAUCAUCACACACUGCUAAAGUAUUCUGUGGAGUCAAAAAUGCGGAAAGAUACUUUCCUUUCUGAAGCCAUCAUGGAGGAGGUCAUUUAUGAAGAUCUUCCAUCAAACUUGGCUGCAAUAAGAGACUAUGUUGAGAACAGGAAUGCAUCAAAAUCUUCAGUAAUUUUUGAGCAGAAUACUAAUUCAGGGCGAAAAAUUGUUUCAUCUGGCUUUCAAAAAGUCGAUGACUUUGGUUCAGCUGAGGGAGUUUCUAAUUGCAAUGAUCGAUGUGAAUCUCAACAAAGGUCUAAAGUUCCAGGCUUACAGAGGAAUAUUGAAGUACUAAAAUCUGAACUCCUGAAAUUCGUUGCAGAGCAUGGUCAGGAAGGAUUUAUGCCAAUGAGGAAGCAACUUCGUUUGCAUGGAAGAGUGGAUAUUGAGAAGGCUAUAACUCGCAUGGGUGGAUUCAGAAAGAUUGCAACCAUAUUGAACCUUUCUCUGGCUUACAAACACCGCAAACCGAAGGGUUACUGGGACAAUCUUGAGAAUUUGCAGGAGGAGAUAAGUCGAUUUCAAAGGAGCUGGGGAAUAGACCCUUCAUUUAUGCCCAGUAGAAAGUCAUUUGAACGUGCAGGGCGCUAUGAUAUUGCGCGAGCACUGGAAAAGUGGGGUGGACUACAUGAGGUUUCUCGCCUUCUGUCCCUCAAGGUAAGACAACGAAGCAGACAGAACACACAUUCCAAGGAUAAGAGAAUCGAUCAUAUAGCAUCACCUGAUGUUGAUGGUGAGAUCAAGACACCAUCUAAACCAUGUAUUUCCCAAGAUGCACAAAAGUGGCUUACAAAACUACAACAGUUGGACAUACAUUGGUUUGAGUAACAGUGGGAUGAGGUAUUGGUUUAAGUACACACGUGUGCUCAUAGUUCCAUGAUUCUCCUAUAAUCUCCAUCAUGCAAUUCACGUUGGCCUUUUCUUGGUUUCUUUCACAUGCCCGUCUAAAUUGGCUUUGAGGGAAGUAGUUGUAAAUAGUAGCAUUCAUUUCACAGCAGCUUAGGUUUCAGCUCCUCAAAGUUGCUGAAAUGCACUUGGUUUCUACUAAUGAAAGAUUAUUUGUGUGGAUUGAUCCUUCAAUGUAAGUGAAAAAUUAUAGUUGGGUUUGGGGAGGAGAAAGGUGGCUUGGUGGAGCUUGGAACCUCCACUAUCAACAUCACACUUCAUUCUUAAGACUUUAGGCCAAUGACAAUGGAGCUGCAAGCUCAACUAUUCCAUUCUUGUAUUUUCUUUUUAAUGUAUAAAAGGAAUGUAUAUAAUACUACCCAAACACGAAUUUAGCAACAGCAACUUAUAUGUACAACUUGAAAAUGCAAACUUUUAGACUUUUAGUAUGUAAUUGAUAGUACAUAUAUACAGUUUAAAGAGAU
This is a messenger RNA of Gastrolobium bilobum, 2756 nucleotides long. RefSeq lists its product as uncharacterized. Lineage: Eukaryota; Viridiplantae; Streptophyta; Magnoliopsida; Fabales; Fabaceae. The transcript has 10 exons. The record is from RefSeq and is a predicted model, not a curated record. Bases 37 to 2214 code for a protein of 725 amino acids. Gene Ontology annotation, biological process: regulation of photosynthesis, light reaction.